AUGUUGCAUUUGUUGGCUUUAUCUAUCAUGAGACGAGAUACCGACAAUGUUCCUGUCUGGGGUUUUCCAGGUAGACAGGCUCUACGACGACUCGACCCGUCUCUGGGCACCCUAUCGCUGGGCUUGGUACUUAGGAUUGGUCAGAGAAUGUAUCGACAUUGCGCAGCUCGUUAUGGCACGAGAAUCCAGCGCUUCAUCAUGCCUGAGUCUGUUUCUAGCUUCCUGGAUGCUCGUUCUCUACGCCAUUCUGCACUAUUCCAUUCGGCCGGGAAAAGGCAGCAGUCAGACACCUCCAGCUCAGAGCAAAACCCAGAGCACUAUGCCCGGCAAAGUAUGCUCGUUCUCUACGCCAUUCUGCACUAUUCCAUUCGGCCGGGAAAAGGCAGCAGUCAGACACCUCCAGCUCAGAGCAAAACCCAGAGCACUAUGCCCGGCAAAGUCAAUUUCGAGAAUAUCCACAGAAUAAGUUUCGAUCUGGGACGAUGGACGGACUCGUUCCGCACCUUCAAGCGGUUUAUCUGGCCAAGUGAUAAUGCCCCGAUGAAAGCGCGUCUUCUUUUCAUAGUGACGCUGAAUCUAGGCCGCAAGGGACUCGAGCAUUGGUCUUCGCAAACCUUUGGUCGAAUCAUCGAUGGCCUCGCAGAUAACGAUGUAUGGUCUCCCGGAAGCACGCUUCUGGUUACGUGGGCCAUCUCGCGGGUUUGCGUGCUCUUAGUACGCGUGCCCCAACAGUGGAUGUGGCUCUUACUUAAUGCCUAUAGCGAAGAAAAUUUCGACAAAGCUAUUUUUUCCAAAAUCAUGAGCGCGGAUGCCGCUUUCCAUACGCAGAACAACCCGGCGAGGCUACACAAUGCAGUGGACAAUGCGCAAGGUGUUAGGUUAUCCUUUGACGCUCUCGUAGAGGUCUCUGUCGAUGCUUUGUUUGCAACGUGCGUCACUAUUCCGGCUGCAGCACGUAAGUUUGGACGACACGUAAUAGCCAUCAUGGCUAUACGUCUCAUUGUGUUGUUCAUCAACUUCAGACGAGGGAGAGCAAGAUCCUACCGCACCAAUGGGCAAAUUUUGGCCACUCGGAAAUUCCACAAGGAGCAUCGGGAUGACAAAAUCAGAGGCUGGAGGACGGCGGCUGUCUUUGGCCAGCUCGCGCAUCAGAUUGCCGAGAACGACAAAAAUGUCGAGCGCCUUCACCGAUCAGUAUCCCAGUUUCACAGAGAGGCGCUCACAUCUUGGGCUUACAGAACCAUGACCGAAGACGCCGGACACGUGAUCAGCGUGUUGGUCGUUUGUGCGCAGGUUUUUCUUGGGACGUCGACCCCAGGAGACCUUGCGGUCUUCGAUUCGCAUUGGGAACAGAUUACCACUCCGGCAACGUUGCUGUUACAGGGCCUGCAAGGCAUUAUGAAGAGCUUACAGGAUGCUGCUGAUGUAGCGGAAAUCAUGGACAUGGACUCGGAGGGGCCAGUCAAUCGAUUAAGGUGCAUAGAGGGUAGAAUAGAGUUACGGGAUGUCAGUGUUAGCCUUGGUGGCCAGGUGCUGCUCGAUUGCUUCAACCUGGAGAUUCCGUCGAAAAAGAAAGUGGCCCUUGUUGGGCCUUCAGGUGUGGGAAAAUCAACGAUACUCGGUCUAAUAGCAGGUCAAAUCGAACCUGAUAGUGGUAAGGUUCUAGUGGACGGCCAAGAUCUUAGAGAGAUCGACCGCCACUCGAUCCCGGACCAUAUAGGUAUUCUUGAACAAAAACCCCACAUCUAUGAUACUACCGUUAAAGAGAAUAUCCUCAUUGGGAAACGAGAAGCCACGAUGAGUGAGAUCGAAGACGCCUGCAAGGAAGCGCAUAUACACGAUGACAUUUCCGGACGAGAGAUGGGCUAUGAAACCCCUUGCGGGGUUGAUGGAAGGAACUUCUCUGGAGGGCAGGGCCCGCGGUUGUCAAUUGCGCGGCUGUUACUACGAAGGCCAAGAAUUGUUUUGAAAGGAUCCAUCCUACAGAGAGGCAAUCAUGAUGAACUCUUGGCGUUGAAGGGCGGGAAAUACUGGGAAUACUGGCAUAAUCAUCUCGGAAAGUAA
This is a messenger RNA of Colletotrichum scovillei, 2064 nucleotides long. RefSeq names its product ABC transporter. The transcript is spliced from 5 exons. Gene Ontology annotation, molecular function: ATP binding; ATP hydrolysis activity; ABC-type transporter activity. The coding region runs from base 1 to 2064 and encodes 687 amino acids. Gene Ontology annotation, biological process: transmembrane transport. The record is from RefSeq and is a predicted model, not a curated record. Gene Ontology annotation, cellular component: membrane. Lineage: Eukaryota; Fungi; Ascomycota; Sordariomycetes; Glomerellales; Glomerellaceae.